GUGCGCGUAUUUCCUGACUGAGGAGAGCAAAGAUGGUUUAUUGGAGAGACUUUGACGCGUCCGUUCAGGGAAUUUUUUUUUUUUUAAUUUGACAGGAUUGCUGCAGAAAGCGAGUCGCGUCGAAAGUCAAACCGAGUAUCGGGAGAUGUUUGAGUAGUUUUUUGAGGUAAUUUUUGAGGUAAUUUUGUGAUUUUACUGCGUGUUUUGUUUGGGAAAAUGUUUGGACAUGGCAGCUUGGUGGUUUUGGUCGGGUCGCGAGACACUUUUAUUGAGGGUUGUUAGCUAGCGAGCUAGCCGAGACUGUGUGUGUUUUUAAAGCUGAAAGACUUUGCACUGAAACGGUGAAAACUUGGAUAUUAAGACUUCAGAAAUCUCAAACACAAGUCAAAGCUUUAUUUGGACGCCGUACACUGAAGGUUUGGUUUAGUGUCGACGAUAAAAAUGCAGUUUUUGGUGGUUAAAAUGCGGUUUGGACGGUAAAUCCUGUCGCCUCACGGUGUUUGGGAUUUUUUUUCCUCUUUUUUUUUUGGACUGGAGAUGAAGAUAUGGAUUUACUCGUGUGGAAACCUUCUUCAAACUAGAUCCGAAUCAUUUCAUUUCAUUUGCGUGUAACGUUUACUUACUUCUGGACCCCAUCCUAUCAGUUGUUGGUAUUAAUUCUGAAACUGGAGAUCAUGACAAACAUUUAUUUAUGAACUUGUAACUUGAGAAGUGACAGCUCACAGAAUCAGGCUUCCAGUGAAAGAAAAAAAAAGGCACAAAAAUGUUGUGAUGUUUAAAAAGGUGUUUUUGUGAGGAGAAAAUGUUCCUCAUGGAGGAUUGGAUGCUGUCAAUGUUGGACUGACCUGACUGAUUCGUAUCCACGUGUACUUCUUUUUAAAGAUAUUUUCUCCUCCAAAAAUCUAAUUGAUCUGGAAAGGAAGCAAAAUCCAGUCAUGUUGUCUCUUUGCUGACACACACACACACAAGAUGGACUGUAUUGUAUCGCACAGUGGAUCUGAUGUGAAGCUGAAGAUGCUUUCAUGAAGACGUUGAGGGUGCACAAACAUUUGAAAGAAAGAAGACACUCAAGACAAGAGACCCAUCGGUGCAUGAUUUAUCUCGGAUUUUAUUCUGAACUGAAGGACUGAAGAUGGGAUCUGCGACGAAACUUGCGUUCGCUGUUUUCCUCAUCUCCUGCUCAUCAGGGGCGAUCCUGGGCCGAUCAGAAACGAGAGAGUGCAUGUUCUACAACUCCAACUGGGAGAAAGACCGGACGAACCGCAGUGGAAUCGAGCCGUGUGCCGGAGAGAAAGACAAGCGCCGUCACUGUUUCUCCACAUGGAAGAACAGCUCGGGAACCAUCGAGCUCGUCAAACAGGGCUGCUGGCUCGACGACGUCAACUGCUACGACAGUAGUGAGUGUGUGGAGAGGAAGGACAACCCAGAAGUGUUUUUCUGCUGCUGUGAGGGCAACAUGUGCAACGAGAAGAUUUACUACAGCCCUGAAGCUAUACCGACCACAUUGAACCCGCUGACGCCGAAGCCGGAGCUGUUCAACACGCUGCUCUACUCUCUGGUGCCAAUCAUGGGUAUUGCUGCCAUCCUGCUGUUCUCCUUCUGGAUGUACCACCACCACAAACUGGCAUACCCGCCCGUACUCGUCCCCACACAGGACCCUGGGUUGACUCCGCCCUCUCCGCUCCUGGGCCAGAAGCCACUGCAGUUGCUGGAGAUCAAGGCCAGGGGGCGAUUUGGCUGCGUGUGGAAGGCACAGCUGCUCAAUGAACACGUGGCUGUGAAGAUCUUCCCCAUCCAGAAUAAGCAGUCCUGGCAGAACGAGUAUGAGAUGUACAGCUUGAGUGGGAUGAAACAUGAGAACAUCCUCAGUUUCAUCGGAGCUGAGAAGAGAGGAAACGGCAUGGACAUCGAGCUCUGGCUCAUUACAGCUUACCAUGAGAAGGGCUCGCUGACUGAUUAUCUGAAGGCGAACGUGGUGUCGUGGAAUGAACUGUGUCACAUCGCUCAGACUUUGGCGCGAGGUUUGGCAUACCUGCAUGAGGACAUCCCGGGGCUGAAGGAUGGCCACAAGCCUGUUGUCGCACACAGGGAUAUUAAAAGUAAGAACAUACUGCUGAAGAAUAAUCUCACGGCCUGCAUUGCUGAUUUUGGCCUCGCUCUCAAGUUUGAGGCGGGAAAAUCUGCAGGUGACACACACGGACAGGUGGGAACUCGGCGCUACAUGGCUCCAGAGGUGUUGGAAGGAGCCAUUAAUUUCCAGCGAGACGCCUUCCUGAGGAUUGAUAUGUACGCUGCAGGACUUGUGCUUUGGGAACUGGCGUCCCGCUGCACUGCUGCCGACGGUCCGGUGGAUGAGUAUGCCUUGCCGUUUGAGGAGGAGGUGGGGCAGCAUCCCUCGUUAGAGGACAUGCAGGAAGUCGUCGUACACAAGAAACUCAGACCCGUGUUAAGAGAAUACUGGCAGAAACACGCGGGCCUGGCCACGCUGUGCGAGACCAUAGAGGAGUGCUGGGAUCACGAAGCUGAGGCUCGCCUCUCGGCCGGCUGCGUGGAGGAGCGCAUCAUCACUAUGCAGCGACAGACCAACCUCAUCGCCCCCGACGACAUCCUCACCGUCGUCACGAUGGUGACCAACCUGGACUACCCGCCCAAAGAGUCCAGCCUAUGAUGCAGCACCUCAUCAGCCAAUCAGAAUGAAAGGGUGGGAUGAGGUAGAGCCCGGGGUGCAACAAGCAUCUCCUGCUCCAGGUGCAAGUGUGUGCGUGAGACAUUUUCAUCCUUACAGACUCCUGGAGUGAAUGAAAGACACGAAAACUGAUCUCUCACACGUGCGCAUGCGCGCGCACACAAAGGACCUUCAGAUGGAAGGCUCAAAAGAACGGAAAUCGCCGUUUGCACCAAAAGUGUUUGUUUUUUCCACAAACGGAAAACUUCCGUGUUUUUUUUUUUUUUAAACGAGAGUGAAGACUUUUAACAAAAAAAAAAAAAAAUACAGUUUGGUUUUAGUAUGAAAAGGGCAACACUCGUAUAGACUGCAAUUGCUUUUUUUCCUCCUCGUGUGAGUUCUUAUGAAUCAUUAUUGUAACGCCAAUAAGAAAGCGCUUCUGAAUGUCCAGUACUACUGCACACACACACACACACACACAGUAAACGCGUCGUACACAGCUAUACACAAGUCACGGGGGCUCCUUCAUUCUGGGUUCCCAUAAACAAAAGCAACGCUUCAUUUUCUAUGCAACAAGUGACAUUUAAAUUGAGAUUUUCUCCAAUUUAUGCAAAUCAGUUCGGGCAACAAAUGAAAACGAUCGGCUUUCACGAUUUUCCCAUGAAUUUUCGUACCGACAGUGCAACUCGAAGUAGAGAAUUUGUUUUGAGGCACUGAAAAGUACACGCUGAGCUAUUUUACGUCAAAUUAGCUGAAGUGAAAUGUUUUGAAAUUCAAGCGUCAACUCCAUACACUGUCUCUCUCCAAAGCCACACCCCCAAGUUCCUGUGAGGUGUUCCUUGACUGAUGCAUUCUGGGAAAUCUAAGGUGAAUCUGAACAGAAUAUCCAAAUCCUAAUGAUCCAUGUUUAAAUAUCUGAGUUUUGGUUCAUCAGGUGAUUCAGCACAUCCCAUGACACUAGAACACACACACACAGCAUUUCUGCCUUUCCACAUUGGCUUUAUUUCUUUAUCUGCUGCAUUCAGAGCAUUUUUUUUAUUUUUUUGUCAAGUCUGAGUGUGCUGUGAAGGGUAAACCAGGUUGGAUUGUGGGUAAAAUCUGUGCUUUAGUCUUUUAAAGUCUCAAGGAUGGGGCGAUUGAGUCACUUUGCAGUGUGUUGCUGGUUUUAGAGGGAUGUUAAAAAGAUUAUCUUUUACACUUUUUUUUAAAAAUUUGAUUUUCUCUUCCAUCUGUUUUUAAAAGCAAAGGUGCAUUUUUCUUUCUCGCACGCACGCAGCUCAGCUGCUCUGGUUUUCAUGAUGCACCUCAGGUAACCUCUUGGUAUUUCUCCUCCUCUCUCCCUCUGCUCAUUCUGGUGCCAUCGAACCAAUCGUCUGGCUCUCUUGAUUCAUUCUUCAUUUUCUACACAUGAAGGUUGUGCAUAUUUCUUAUGACACUAAACCUUUCGGUCGCUCUCCAUAUGGAAAAACAUCAUCAGUAUUCAGGGAUUCAGCACUAUGCGUUUGUAAAAUUUACAGCUCUUAUGCAAUCAUGCCAGGUGCAACAGCAACUUCUGUAACUGUAGCAUUAUUCUUUUUUUUUUUUUUCCCUCCAAAACUCUGGCUGCUUUUCUCUUAUUUAUUUUCAUGCCAUGGUGGGUGCCAAUACUUUAAAAAAAAAAUGUAUGCUAAGUACAUACACAACUGAUCUCCACAUGAUGACAAACAUGCAGAAACACUGAACCAUGUACACACAACUGUUUCAUCACACCAUGUACGGUAUUUCAGAGGAAAGGGUGAUUUAGUGCUGUAACGUGUGAGUGUUUUUGUAACCUGUUUGAGGAGCGACAGCAGUGUAUAGAUGUUAUCGUGCUGUGAAAUUACAGAAAACACACCUUAGCUGCGUAGGCUGCUCAUCAAUACGGAGGAGGAGGAGUGUUUUUAGGGACGGAGUUAAGCUCCAAGUGUGUAACAGCCACGCCUGCCCGUUUUUAAUGACCGUGGCCGAGCGGCGCGGCGCUGCGCAGGCCUCCUGAAGCUGCACAUAGCUGUAAAUACAGUGUGAAUGUCAUAUGUUGUAGAUUACCAGUAUAGCAUGAAGUUGUUUUAUUUUCAAAGGUAAUCACGAGGCAAAAAAAAAAAAAAGUACCUAUUCAAUAGUCAAAUGUUACAGUUUUUAUAUAUAACUAGAUUUGGGUCGUAUUAAUUUAUGUCAAGCCCUGAAAAAUGUCACUUCAAACCCUGCUGUGAAUCCUGGGGUUUACUUUGUUUAUAUUUUGCUUUGGGUGCGUGUCUCAUGUGCGCACACACACACACACACAGCCCUCCAUGGUUAUCGGUGCCCCUUGUAAAGGUAAUGGAAAAAAAACCCACCUGUUGAAGUCCCUUCAUUUCAAAUGAAAAACAAAUCCCUCGUCAAGAAAACACGCGUGCCAUUAUUCCCGGCACCCCUGUAUUUCCCUUUGUCAGUAAAACAUCCCCGAGUCUCUCCUAUAACAUUUUUAUAAGGUUGGAGAUGCAGAGCAGAGCAUCUGAGACAGUUCCUCUUUACGCAAUCUCUCCAGAUCAUCCAGGGUCCUCUCUCCUCUUCAGCUUUUCCCUGGGGUUCAGCUCAGGGGACGGAGACGGCCAGAGCAGAAGCUUCAUGCUGGGCUCAGUGAACCAUCUUUGUGUCGAUUUUAACAUCGGAUGGUCGUCCUGCUGGAAGAUCCAAUGACAACCCGGUUUUAGUUUCCUGGCAGAAGCAGCCAGAUUCUGAUUUAAAACGUCCUGGUAUUUCAUGGAGUCCAUGAUGCUGUGACCCGUAACCAGGUUUCCAGGUUCUGUGGAGGAAAAACAGCCCCAAAACAAACCUCACAGAACCUCCACCAUAUCUUAGAGUUGGGAUCAGGUUCUGUUUAUAAAGCCCCGUCUACACGAUCAUACGUUCGUCCAAAACAUUAUCAUACAAAUGUAUUAUGAUGAUCAAGUUUGUAUGAUCAUGUUGUGGUUUUCUGUCCACACGAUCAUACAUUUUGUAUGUCACAUGACCCGAAUUAACAAUCUGAUUGGUGGAUGACCCAAAAUGUUGUAAGAUGCUGUGAACAUUUGUUGGAAAGUAGAAACACGAUUCUAAAAAUUUGAACGUCAUACAAGUAUGACGUUGUUCAAGUUUGUUGGGAAAACCGUCCACACGAUUAUACAUUUGUCCAUGAACAUGUCCAUGGACAAAUGUAUGAUCGUGUAGACGGGGCUUUAUAGCAGUCUUUCUUUUUACACCAAACCCAACACAAGUGUUUAUUGCCAAAAAGCCCCAAUUUUGGGACAUCAGAGCAGAGAACAGUUCCAGUCCAAGUUGUAGCAUUUUCACAAACUUCAGGCGCUUAUGUUUGUAGUUUACAGACAGAAAAGGCUUUUGUUCUGGCACCUUCCAAAUAAUCUGUUGGCAUGGACAUGGAGUCUGAUGGUGGUUUUUCUUAUUCACCCACAGUGAUCCUUGGGGAUACAUUUUUUUCUUGGCCUCUCUUACCGUCCUCUUCACUAUCCAUUGGGACAAAAUAAACUUGGGCCCUCUUCCAGACAAGUUUGUAACAGUUCCAGUUGGUGUCUGCUUUUUAUUAUUGUUGCCGUAUUCUAACAGUCGAAAUAGACCUUCACUCGAGUAGCUCUCCCCCCACCACCACCAUUCCCUGAUGUAUGAAGUUCAACACACAACUUCUCUCUCAUUUGGUUUGUGUGUUCGCUUAUCUUUCGCAUGCUGAUGGACGACUAAAGGAAUUUGGUCUCUGUGUCACCUCAUAUUUGUUCCCCAGUUAACCAGGAAGUCAUGGAUUACAGCUUGAAAGUUCUUACACACUCCAAUCAACUCAAAAAUACCAGACAACAGGGAAAAUGGGAAAGCACGAUUGUGUUCACUAUCCUUUCCAGGGGUGCCAAUAAUCGUGGCACAAGUGGUUUUGUUGAAAAUAAAUAUUUCUUGAGGAAUUUGUUCUACUCUGAAUAAAUGUUUUUCAGUGUGAGAUGAAGCGGCUUCACCAAACGGUAGAUUUUUUUUUUCUAACCCUUUUUACUGAUUGUUACAAGGGGUGCCAAUAAUAUUAAUAAUAACAACGGAGGGCAGUGUGACCUAUAUUUCUCAACUCCAAUAUGAAAAAGUGGACUACAUCCAAAAUGGCUCGACUGCACUUGACAGGAUAUGAGCUUAUAUUUUAUUCUGUGUUGUUCACUAUAGGGUUGCACAAUAUGCACAGAAACUGAAUAAACAGCGAAGGGUUGGCGUUUAAAGGUGCAUGUUGUCAUGUUUUAGCAUUGCUCGAUCUGAAAUAAUCACUUUAUUUUCAAGUUGGAGCUUGGAAAUCUCCAAGUUAUUCCAAGGCAUGACUUCUGCCUCCAGUGAGCUCUGAGCUCGACUCUUUUCAUUCUUCUCAAAACAGAACCCACAACGUGGGCGUGUCCGGUUCAGAUGUCCCAGCAUUUCUAACAAGGAACCGAGUUUGCCCACAAGAACAAGUGUGCAGAAGCACCGCUACCUGACGCAAAUUCAUCUUUCCCUUUGAGUGAACUGGCAUUUCAGUCAGGAAAAUUUUGUUUGCAUUUGGGCGGACUGCUGUUUUAAGAAAGCGCCGUCGUACCGUAGCCCCCGAUUUCAGAGGUGGUUGGAAAAAGAAGGCGGCUUGAUGUUUUCAUUGUCAUGGUAAUUCACUUUUCAGGCAGCAGAGGGCUCUAAUCUGACAAAACUGUACCUUUUUAACUUGACCAGUUUUCACAAAAACGCCUCCGGAAAGUUUCUGUGCUCAGAAUGUUCACCAGACAUGAUGGUUAACGGUUCGAGAGCUUGUAUGCAUUUUGCAAUAAUGAUUUAAAGAAAAAGCAUUAUAUUGUGCAGCCCUUUAGUGCAGUAUACGGUACGCACGUUACCGUAUAGCGUCUCCGUGCUCCAGCCACGUGGUCCAGGUUCAUGUGAGGAAUUGGUGAAGGCAACGAAUCUGAUCCUGGGUUCAAGAUGUAGGAGAUCAGAUUGUGAGCUCUGCCAGGAGAUUAGCCAGCAGUGUUUUUAUUUUCUAAACCCAAAUGCAUUACCUCUGUGGCGGAGCCCGUCUCUCUCUCUCUUUUUCUCUCCCGCUGCAGAGUCUCAGCUUCUGAUCUGGGAACAGGCCUUGAAGGAGUGCUUGUUAAAUACUGUACAGCUGAAAUGUAUGCUCUUCCCUUCAAUAAAGUGACUGCUCUGUUCAA
Molecule: messenger RNA, 7854 nt
Organism: Neoarius graeffei (lesser salmon catfish)
Lineage: Eukaryota; Metazoa; Chordata; Actinopteri; Siluriformes; Ariidae
Gene: acvr2ab
Product: activin A receptor type 2Ab
Exons: 11
Coding region: 1133-2668 (511 amino acids)
Biological process (GO): cellular response to growth factor stimulus; protein phosphorylation; activin receptor signaling pathway
Cellular component (GO): activin receptor complex; plasma membrane
Molecular function (GO): activin receptor activity; activin binding; ATP binding
Source: RefSeq, a predicted model, not a curated record